This is a messenger RNA of Penicillium malachiteum, 2079 nucleotides long. RefSeq lists its product as uncharacterized. The transcript has 3 exons. The record is from RefSeq and is a predicted model, not a curated record. Lineage: Eukaryota; Fungi; Ascomycota; Eurotiomycetes; Eurotiales; Aspergillaceae. Bases 1 to 2079 code for a protein of 692 amino acids.
AUGCCAAGCAAAAGCCCACGCUAUCCCAAAAAGGGAACCCCUCGUCGCUCGCGAAAGAGCACUUCCUCACCACCAUUGUAUCCUAAACGCAAGCUCACCAACAUGCCACCUUUCAAGGAUGAGCAUGUGCUGUUGAUCGCGCCAGGUUCGCAAAUGACCCUGGCGCAGCUCGGCCUUCCCGAAACAUUCACCCCAGCUCGAUACCGUUUCCCCACGCGCAUGUUCCCCGGUGAGAACAAGGGUGAAUUCGAGCCGUACAAAGUUCGCGAGCACAAACGCGAAGCCAAGGUCACCACUACCGCCAAUGGACAUGCAGAGGCCCCGAAAGAGGAUGUGGAGAUGAAAGAUUCCGCGGAAGGAGCUCCUUCCCAGAAUGACACCGCGAAUGGAGGUUUAAGCGAGAAGGCUGAUAAGCCAGAAGGGGAGAAUGGAACUGAUAGCGCUCAAAAGGCUGUCGAAGAAGUUCUCUACGAGGAGGAUGUCACCUCCGAACAAGGAGCCGUUUACCCAAUUCAAAAUGGGCGCAUUGUUGACUGGCCUUGCUUCUUCGCCCUGUUGACGCAUAUCUACAAUUCUCUUAGUCCCCCAUUCCACACCCCCAUCCUGUUGGUAUCUCAACCGAUCUGGUCAGCACGCGACCGUGAAGCCAUCACUCAGUUCGUCUUCGAGAAAUUCAAGGUCCCGGGCUUCAGUAUGAUGGACGCAGCUCUCGCGGCGUGCUACGGAUUCGGUGUUCAGACCGCAACUGUUGUUGAUGUCGGCAAGGGCAAAGUGGAUGUCACUGCCGUCACGGACUUCGCGGUCAAUGAGCAUGGCAGAGGCAUUGCGCUGGAAGGCUGUGGUGGUGACGCGAUGACCGAUCGAUUGAUCGAAUUACUAGGUCCCAAGGGCUUCACUCGGGAGAUGUGCGAGCAGCUCAAGCGGAGUAAUAUUGCUGAGAUUCUACCUCCCGGUACUUCUCUUCCCGGUACUGCAGCCACCGCACGCCAAGGAGUUAACCCAGCUGCCGCGGCAUCAACUGGCGAGGCCAAUGGAGCCGAUGGUGCUUCUCGAGGCCUUGGUAACGGUGCUCAGACCGGCAACGAGACAAACGGAGAUGAUGAUGAAGGCGUCCUGGAUGUUGCCGCCAUUGUCAGCGGAGAUACGAAUGAAUAUCUCGCCAACAUGGAAAAGGAGAAAGCUACCAAUAAGAAAGGCGGCGUCGACCCUAAACAGCCUCGCCUCCCCAACUCAAAGAAGGAGAGGGCUUCUUUCCAGUAUGAGGAGUUUGUCCAAAUGGAUGGCGAUAAUAAUACCAGCGGCACCCAGCGCUACCUCCGACACUCUCGUGAAAUUGAGGUUGGAGUUGAGCGCUUCCUCCUGGCAACACCCCGUCAGAAGAUUGGAGAUCGCUUAACCAGCGGCAUCCUGGAGGACAUUGCAACCCAGAUUCACCACACUAUCCUGGCUGUCCCUGAUGCUACAAAGCGGAGUGAGUUAUGGGAUUCACUCAUCAUUGUUGGCUGUGGUAGUCGAGUUCGAGGCUUCACCCAGGCCCUACUUGGCGUCAUCACACAAAAGUUUAUUCUUUCUCCAUCUGCCACUAUCUUCACUUCCGAAAUUCCUUCUACUUUUACUACUCCUCACCAUACUGGCGGCACUAAUACCCCGGCACCCAUGGGCCAACAGCCCGGGCCUAUGUACCACCCUGCCGCACACGGGGUCAACCCUCUUCUAGUUGCCGCUACUCACAACAACCCUGGCAUGCCAAUUGCACCAGGCACCCCUGGCAUGGACCCUAAUAUCUCGACUCACCACCGUUCAAGCGGCCACUCUCAAACUCCAACCUCCGUCAAGACCUUGCGACUUCCGGAGUAUUUCCCCGACUUCAAAGACCAGGGUAACACCAAUGCCCCCGGCGUCAGUACUGGUCCCAGCGCUACUACAGGCGGUCACGGCAUGGAGGAAGGGUCAUUCCUUGGAGCCCAGAUGGGAGCCAAGGUUUUCUUCGUCCUGGAUCAGGGUCUGACCAAGGGCUACAUGAGCCGUGUUGAAUACAACGAGAGCGGACCUUCGGCCAUUCACGAGUACAUUGUGUAA